AUGCAAGAUGCGCUCGUUGAAAGUCGCAGUUUACAUUCAACUAUCGGUAUCGGCUACAACCAAGUGGUGAUAAGUAAACGAGGCGGAAAGUUCUUCAUAUUUGGUCAAUCAUAAAAAAUAUAAGCUUUAAACGGAAACGGAAUUGCUGAUUUUAGAACAGAUAAUCAUCAGCCUUUUACCUGAAUCACCGUUGCCGUUGCCAAUAUGAAGCUUUUCCACAGCACAGCGAUAGCUGCGACGCUGCUAUGUAUUGCACUAUCUUUUGUUCAUGCGGAACCUCCAGUGAGCAACAGCUAUCAACCGCCGUCGAACAGUCCACCUGCUAGCUCUUAUUUGCCACCAGCCUCGGGACCGGCUACAUCAUAUGCUCCAAGUGCGCCCACUGGUGGUCCAUAUCCCAGUGCACAAGGUCCUCCCAGUUCAAGUUAUGGUGCACCACCGGGACCAGCGCCACCACCACCGCAGCGCCCACCGACUUCAUAUGGUCCACCGCCAAGCAAACCCUCUGCUAGUUAUGGACCACCACCCUCGUCUAGUUAUGGUGCGCCACCUAGUCCACCAAGUUCUAGUUAUGGUGCUCCACAGAAGCCUCGACGUCCAGCUAAGGUGCCCGCUUCAACUUACUCCGCCCCACAGUCACCGGUAGCUUUUUACGGACCUCCCAAGGCUUCGCCACCAGCACAGCCUGCCCCACCAUCUUCAAGCUAUGGCGCUCCUCCGGCUCCGCCAUCUCCCAGUUACGGUGCUCCUCCGUCUGCACCUUCAUCCAGUUAUGGUGCUCCUCCAUCACCACCAGCUUCCAGCUAUGGAGCUCCUCCAUCACCUCCAGCAUCAAGUUACGGCCCUCCAAAGAGCUCACCUCCAUCAUCCAGUUAUGGUGCUCCUCCGUCGCCACCAGCUUCCAGUUAUGGUCCUCCUUCUCGUCCUUCUCCACCAUCUUCGAGCUAUGGUGCUCCCCCAUCACCACCAGCAUCUAGCUACGGCCCUCCAGCUCGACCUUCACCACCUGCUUCAAGUUACGGCGCACCACCAUCACCACCCGCUUCAAGUUACGGUCCUCCAAAGAGCUCACCCCCAUCAUCAAGCUAUGGCGCUCCACCUUCACCACCAGCUUCUAGUUAUGGUCCUCCUUCUCGUCCUUCUCCACCAUCAUCCAGCUAUGGCGCUCCACCUUCACCACCAGCUUCUAGCUAUGGUCCUCCAUCUCGACCUGCUCCACCAUCAUCCAGCUAUGGCGCUCCACCUUCACCACCAGCUUCUAGUUAUGGUCCUCCUUCUCGGCCUUCUCCCCCAUCUUCAAGUUACGGAGCACCCCCAUCACCACCAGCUUCAAGUUACGGGCCUCCCUCUAGGCCUGCUCCACCAUCAUCAAGUUACGGAGCACCCCCAUCACCACCAGCUUCCAGUUAUGGUCCUCCUUCGCGUCCUUCUCCACCAGCUUCUAGCUAUGGUCCACCUUCUCGACCUGCUCCACCAUCUUCCAGCUAUGGUGCACCACCAUCACCACCAGCUUCUAGUUAUGGACCUCCUUCUCGCCCUUCUCCACCAUCUUCCAGCUAUGGUGCUCCCCCUUCACCACCAGCUUCUAGUUAUGGUCCACCUUCGCGGCCUUCUCCACCAGCUUCCAGCUAUGGCCCUCCAUCACGACCAUCUCCACCAUCCUCCAGUUAUGGUGCACCACCAUCUCCACCAGCCUCAAGUUAUGGACCACCCAAGAGUUCACCACCUUCAUCCAGCUACGGUGCUCCACCAGCACCGCCUUCAUCUAGUUAUGGAGCACCCGCAGCGCCAGCGCCACCAUCUAACUCAUACUUACCACCAUCCACAUCCAAUUCAAAACCUUUUGCUCCAUCAAAACCGGCUCCACCCUCCACAUCGUAUGGUGUACCAACCGGAUAUAGUGCACCCGCACCCGCUCCGGCUCCAGUCCCUUCGUCAAGCUAUGGUGCUCCCGCUCCAGCUCCAUCACAAAGCUAUGGCGCACCUGCUCCAUCAUCUUCAUAUGAAGCCCCAUCAGCACCGUCGUCUAGUUAUAGCGCACCAAGUGCCGGCGGCAAUGGUGGUGGAUUUGCACCCUCUGCUCCACCUUCUUCAUACAGUGCACCACCACAAUCAAGUCUAUCCGGUGGUAGCUACAGUGGACCGAUAUCUGUACCAGAGACCAUACCUCAGAGUUAUUCCUCCGACGGUGGUUACAAGUACCGCAAAUAGACCUUUCAACCACAAAAAAAACCCUGUUAGGAGAGGCAUAAUUCAAUUUCUGCCUUGACUUAAAACACAUUUGAAAAUUGUUUAGGUUUAUAUGGGUGCCUUCAAAAAACUCAGCGUUGCCAUUUCUUCGCCUGUAAUGAAGUUAAACAUACACACAUACUCGUACAUCUCUCAUUUCUCAUUACAAGCUCAUGUUCAAGGUUCGAUUUCGUUUGUAAACUAUGCUCUAAGUUUCAUAAAUAUGUAUCAAUUCUACAUAUGCAUAUAAGUAUUAAUUCUUUUCUUCAUCUCUCCAUCUCUAUGUAUUUCAUGUAAAAUAUUUGUGU
Messenger RNA from Zeugodacus cucurbitae (melon fly), 2537 nucleotides. RefSeq lists its product as uncharacterized. Bases 205 to 2211 code for a protein of 668 amino acids. The transcript is spliced from 3 exons. NCBI's taxonomy places the organism in Eukaryota, Metazoa, Arthropoda, Insecta, Diptera, Tephritidae. The record is from RefSeq and is a predicted model, not a curated record.